Molecule: messenger RNA, 1236 nt
Organism: Penicillium cosmopolitanum
Lineage: Eukaryota; Fungi; Ascomycota; Eurotiomycetes; Eurotiales; Aspergillaceae
Exons: 5
Coding region: 1-1236 (411 amino acids)
Biological process (GO): polyketide metabolic process
Source: RefSeq, a predicted model, not a curated record
AUGGAUGUCACAGCUGGAUUACCCUCUGCCAAACCUGUUCAACUGGGUAACACUGGCAAAAUUGUUUUGCAGCCUCCACUAUCUCGCUGUGGGCAGGGACCAGGACUUAUUCUACUUCGGCCAGCAUCUUAUGCGGGAUACCAGCAACAAAAUACCAGCCUGGACCCUGAACCCCUCCAAAAAUGGGCCGAAGAAAGCUUUGCGGUAGCACAAAUCACUCUUGAUGUCGAUCUGAGUGGGGACAAGUCAGCUCUGCCACAUCUGAUACAAGAAGCUCAGGAUGGGCUGACAGCUCUAUCGGAGUGUACUCAGGAGCAGUUCGGGUUGAUAGUCUUCGGAUCCAAGACCGACUACGUAUCUCAGUUCGAGGCCAUCUUGCGUGAUAUGCUGGCCAAUAACGAGACCAUGAAGGUUGUUGCACUGCUUUCCUUCGAUUCCUGGAAUGUUACCGAUACACCACGUCUUGUCCACGCGUCAGGUUCCGACAAACUUCCACAGAGUGACUUACAGACACAAUAUCAUUACGCCGAUGCCUUAUCCCCAGGGUUCGUGAUCCCGGGCCAUCCCGACUUUCAAUAUGCAACAGCCGGAGUCUCCCAUACCCGCAGCCUCACAAACAUCUUGGGGGGGCCAAAUUUUGACCUCGAAAGGAUCUGGGAUGAGCACACUUACUUUGAAUUUGGCGAGAGGUCUGUUGAGAAGACCAUGGCGACGAUGGUGCAGGAGCCCUACGUGAACCAUGUCCCCACGCUGACAGGUGGUAUCGGUCGGGCUCGGUUAAGCCAUUUCUACCUUCAUCAUUUUAUUUUUAAUAACCCCGACGACACGGGUCUUGAUCUGGUUAGCCGAACCGUCGGUAUAGAUCGCGUGGUCGACGAAUUUAUUUUCAGCUUCACUCAUGUGAAACAAGUUGACUGGUUAAUUCCGGGUAUCCCGCCGACCGGCAAGCAUCUACGCAUUCCUUUUACCUCUGUAGUGAACAUCCGAGGGGACCGACUGUACCACGAGCACAUUGCCUGGGAUCAAGCGACGGUGCUCGUACAGUUAGGCCUGCUGCCUGAGUAUCUUCCUUUCCCGUAUCCACUGGCUGAUGGGACUCUUCCCGCACCUGGGAAGCGAUUCGAGUAUCGUGUGCCUGCGGCUGGAGGAGAGACUGCAGCUAAGUUGCAGAAUGGUGAUGAUGUGCCUUCGAACGAGAUGUUCGAAUACAAGAUCCGUGAGGUGGAUGAUCGUUGA